Messenger RNA from Spirometra erinaceieuropaei, 7605 nucleotides. Lineage: Eukaryota; Metazoa; Platyhelminthes; Cestoda; Diphyllobothriidea; Diphyllobothriidae. The record is from the annotation of a GenBank genome assembly.
AUGCAAUCCCACUCUGACAAGCUAAGCCCCCGAGAGACCCGCCCCCUGGACUACAUUUCACAGUUCACUUCAGACAUCCGCCAUAUUGACGGGUCACGGAAUGAGGUGGCUGACGCGCUCUCCAGGCCCUCUACCGCUCAUCUUCAGCUUUCAUCCGGGAUAGACCUCACUGAGAUGGCCGCUGAAGAACGCCGUGCCGGUUCACCCUGCGAUGAGGAUGUUUCCGAACUCCAACUUCAGGAACUAUCACUGACAACUGGCAACGGCACCAUUUUAUGCAACGUAUCCACCCCUUCCCAUCGUCCAUUUGUGCCACCAUCCUCCUCCCUGCACAAUCUCUCUAACCCUGGGAGGCUAGCAAACGACAAGCUGGCUUCCGACCGCUUCGUCUGGCCUGGGAUUCACCAAGACCUCAAAGCAUGGACACGGACUUCUAGCGCCUGUCAACGGAGUAAGAUUCAGCGGCACAACAAGACCCCUAUUGACACCUUCCCCGGCCCUCGUUCAAGGUUGAGCCACGUUCACCUGGACAUUGUAGGCCCCCUGCCUCUGUCCAAUGAUUGCUCCUAUCUCCUCACCGGUUCACUCGGUGGCCUGAAGCAAUUCCCCUGCCUGACAUUGCUGCUCCAACGGUGGUCAGGGCUUUUCUCAGUUGUUGGGUUGCUAUCUUUGGUGCACCCUCCACAAUCACGACUGAUAGUUGUGCCCAGUUUGAGUCUAACCUCUUCCAGUCUUUACCCUCCUUUUUAGGCUGCACUCGCAUCCGGACAACAGCCUUUCACCCGGCUGCUAACGGGAUGGUCGAGCGGUUUCACCGUCAGCUGAAGGCCUCCCUAAGCGCCGCGGCCGUUCCGUAGAACUGGACGGACCACCUUCCCCUGGCCCCCUUGGGCAUCCGCUCCGCUAUCAAGCCGGACCUUGACUGUUCCGCAGCUGAACUGGUGUUCGGCGCCACCGUCCGACUCCCCGGUGAGAUGAUCUCGCCAACCCCCCGAGGCGCAGUCUAGGAUCCCAUCAACCUCCUACAUCACCUCCGGCAGUUUAUGCGGACAAUUUCUCCGUUUCCUCCCAGGUCCUCCGCCUCUCCGUCUUAUCUCGAGAAGGACAUGGCAAAGUGCUUGCACGUCUACCUCCGAUGUGAUCGAGUCCGUCGGCCUCUGGAGCCGCCCUAUGACGGCCCAUUCCGAGUGCUCUGUCGCGGGAUGAAGACUUUCCGCAUUCAACGCGACAAUCGUGAUGAGGUAGUGAUUGUGGAUCGCCUCAAGGCCCUUUGGUCCUCUACAUUCUGCUUCCACACCUGUAGCCUCUAUUCCACCGUCCCGUAUUUUCCCUCUGCCCUCCUGUCCGCUACCUACGACUGCCACCACCAACUCCAACUCUUCCGCCACCAGAUUUAUUCACUCUUCUGCGGACCCUGUAUAUAUCACUCUCAGUGGUCGUCAUGUACACUUUCCUGAUCGGUUGGUCAUUCAUUUCUUUUAGACUUGUACAUAUCCUUCGGCGUCGUUUUCGCCGCCCUCCGGUCUCGGAGGGGGAACUGUGCCGAGGCGCCAGACUAUUUUGCAUUUCCGUACCUGUUCUUCAUUCUUGAACUUACUGGUUGUUUAACUGAACAACUGAACACAACAGGACGUGACGCGCAGGGCAUGUGUUGGACAGUCAGGUCGUUUGAAUUUUGAUUGUUAAUUCUUUUGUAACUCUGAUCUUAUCCUGAUAUCCAUAGCCUGGGAUUGACGGUUCUGUCCUUAGCGCUCGCGAUAACAGUUCCUAUUGUCUAUGUACUCUGUCAAGUGUUUGUGGUGAACCCUGUCCAUGACAUUCUUUCGCUGGUUCUUUACAGAGCAAUGGAGCACCGAGGGGUCAGUGAUUUUUAAAGGCAUCUAGGAAAAACUUUAUUUAAAACCUCGAGGGCGAGAGCGCGAUAAUUAAUGUCUCAUGUCCACAGUGGCUUCGUGAUUCCACAGCCCAAAAACUGCGCAGUCAGUCUUGGACUGGAGCGAGCACACAGAGGGCUAACGGUUGUGAACAAGGACACAUUAACGAAGAAAAAGGAGUUAGUGUGAUGUGGACUCUUAGCCAGCUGUUACAUGAUGUUUUAACACUGUUAUUCUGUAGAUCGGUCGAUUGUGGCAGAGUUCCUCCCAGGUCGGUGGAUUGAUUUGUUGAUCCUAAAAAGAGGUCGGCAGGACGUAUUCGUAGCGUGUGUCUCAAUUAUCGUUCCCUGCCCAAGUAGACUUGCCUAUCUACGUCAUCACCAGGUCGCAACAAGUAUUGGAGUGAUGGGUAGGUGGUGGGGGAGGAGAGAGCACAUUGGGUCUAACUGUCGAGAACAGUGACACAAGGAUAAAGAAGCAGGAAUUGAUGUCACCAGCAAGUUUUCCAAUCUCUCAGUCAACUGCUACACAUGUCUGAUUAGAACUGCCUGAUGAUUCGACGCUCCUGGAGUGCUUGUCUUCUCCAGGACGCAGAAAAUAACAUCAGAAUGCUCAAAACAUCCGCAUCGACCACAAUCCAAGAUAAUGGUUUGUCUGGAUUUCAGCCGUUGUAUUACUCGGCUAGGAGGAGAUUGGUUCAACGACAGGCUUCCUGGAGCAGCAUCUAUCCCGGAGCCUGCAUCCGGUAAUCGCGGCUAAGUAAACAAUACUACUGUUUGUAGUACUUUUAUUGGCGAGCAUCCAGAGAACAGUACCAGUCCAAAGUGAGCACUGAUUUAAAUGGCGAAGGAUGCAACCGUAGAAUGGAAUUCGCAAGGGGAUUUGUUACCUAUCUGAUGAAAGGUGUCAAAAGGUACGAAUGAUCGUUAAUCACUCGCAAACUGACAUUAGACCAUGGACUCCAUAUCUAGACUAAUAAAUGCUAGCUUUAAGGGAAUCGAAGACGUAAAAUAAACAUAAAAGGCAAUAUUAACUUGUUUAGAAGUAUCAUUUUCGUCGAGAAAGCAGAAAAUUCAAAAAAAACGUCCGAGACGGUUGUAAUUUAGUAUAUUUCGUAUUCCAAUGCUCGCGAAUUGACUAAACAUGACCGCGUAAAUAAAAUGACAUUUAGUGAAAUUUACAGCAAAAUAUUUUUAAGACUUUGUAUAAUACCGGUAUGCCGGUUUACCAACAGCCCACAUUCUGCGUAUAUUUUCCAAAACGGUAUUCAGAGAAUUCGGGAAAAAUUGUUGCGUGUUUGCAUUGACUGAGAUACAGUUUAAUAAGGCAAAAUGAUUUUGCUUAAUCUCGCCGAUAAGGACGCCAUAGAAAUGGAAACUUCCAUAAGGUAACUUGCUGUCGGUGAAUCAUCAGUUUAAAUAGAUUUAACGGAUGCAGCCAUAAACUGACCAUUUAGAAUAUGUCAAAAGAAUUUUCCUUUCGUAAAAUCAGUUGGCACUUAUUCCUCGUUCCGGAUCACCUUGAGUUUCAGAUGGCCCUUGAGAUUUCGCUGAAUACUUCGUGAUUUUCAGUGUUUUAAAUCGACUUUCCAUAACGACAGGUUCUGUAUUAUUUGCUCAAUCAAACCUUUGAAAUAAGAUACGUCUUGAAGGCAUUUACCGCAGUAGAGAGAGUUUAGUUGUACUUUUUCAUUUAGAUUUUCGUUUGGGUCAAAUUGGAAGACUCAUUCAAACCCGAAACCUCACUGGCGGAAAAAAUAAAUGUUCACAAAAAAGGCAAAAUCAGAUAUGCUUUCGAUUCAUUAGAAAACCUUCUCUAAUAUGUCACCUGUUUAAGGAUCGUCUCAAGAAGGCCGUCUGCCAGCGAUUGUCUGAGUACUUUAUGAUUUUGCAGUUUGUUGAAAAAAUAUCGCUAUUUUCUACCGCAGAAGUGAGAAUGUGGUUUUCUCAUUUUAUUGUGUCCAUUUUCACUGUAGUUGCUAAAUUUCAGGUUCCGCUCUACGGUUAUGAAUGCCAGACGGCCUGGCCAUAUAAAUACUGAAACUGCCAAUAGAAGCGAAGAGCCGAGUCCCAGGCCAUCAAGCAAUGAUCACCCCAAGUGUGACAAUCCCGGAUGAAGGGGGAAGCCGUGAACGUUCAUAGGCAUGCGGUAGCAUGGCUGCUGCAUCCUAUAAAUACCGCAGCCCCUUGUGCAACAACCACCCGUUUCUGCUCUUUUGUCUCUGAUGAUGGAUCCGAGUAGGAAUCCGAAACGUCAGGCUAAUAAAGCUCUUGUCCCGGCGAUCGUGUCUCCUUCUUCAAUACUGAAACUGUUAAUGCUUUUCUCAUUCCAUUGCUAAAUUACAUACGUAGAGAAGCAAGGCCGCACGAGCUGUAAUGUUCCAUAUGUUCAAAACUCGAAACGACUAUUCGGUGGUAGUCAAUUCUGUGUCAACUCGUAUGACUUCAAAUGGCAAAAUGGCAUUGAUCCAUGCCAGUGUUCGUUAUUACUGCACUUCAGAACACGAAAUCGCACGGACUUGCAAAGCUGACUUUUAAAACUAAACAAAACGUGCUAUUGUCCAAAAUGACUACUUGAGUAGCAUUAACUUUUCGUAGGUUUUCCACGCCCCUCUAAAUUCAAGUUUAUAUAUACAGGAAACAUGUACAAAACAUAUUCUUUCUAGUACUCAUUUGGAAGAAAGUUACGAUUUCUUCCGAUUGUAUAUUUUAAGAAAUAGUAUCAUUUUGAACCGGACCUGUCGUCUCCCUCGCAUUUAGGGCUUCAAAACUACAAGAUGCAUGAUUUUUACAACAGGGAAAAUACACAUUUCUAUGUCCUCCCAAGACGAAGCCAUCUGGCUUUCAUGAAAUUUUGCAGGGGAUUUGAUUCACUAUUAGCACUAACAAACGAGGAGAUACAGUGGUUUAUGAAAAUACAUUUCACAAUUUUAAAAAAUCUUAGAGUUAUAAACGGUAAUCAACCUAGUGAUACUCUUUUCUAAGCAUGAAGUUCAAAGAAAUAAUUCUCCACAUAAUGAGUAAAAGAACGAUGAGUUUGAGUGUUUUUUCUGAGACACAUAUUGGAAUUAAUGAGGGCAGCGGAAAUCAAGUUGAGAAAUCCAUACUAAUCGACUAGUUAUUUUUCCUGAGUUCACUUUAUCCGGUCGGCACUAACGAAGCUCUUUCAAAAGCUGGCAUGCUUAUAUGAUUGAAAUGUUUUGGCAUUCCGCAACAAAAUCUCUAAUCAUGCAAUCCUAAUUUAGUCAAAUUUUCGCAUCGAAAACACCCCAAAACAUUCCGUGGGGUAGAAGAGCCUUCUAUCAAAAGCUGAUAUAGACAGAAUGUUUAGAGGUAGCAGGGAAGAACAGAUGAAUAUUAAGGGAGUGUUGCGAAUUUCAUAAAAAACGACUAACAGGUGGAGUGGUGGAAAUCUCUCGAAAGAUGUUUAAUCAGGAAAAGGAUACGGAAAUCAGCCCUCAGCUAAGGGACUCACGGAAAUUUAAAGCUAUUCAGUUAGUCAUGGUUGAGGAGGAAGAAUACGGAUACGUCAAUUAGAACUGAAUUCUAGUAAAAUACGUUUACAAUAUUAAAAGGACUAAAUACGCUCUCUAAACCGAUGAACGCCACAAGCAAGGAACUUUACCUCAGGCAUUUCUCAUCGUUCCUGCAUGAAGUAAAAACCGCAAAAUAUCAGGCCUGUCCACCUAAUUCCUCAUCAACUGAAUCCCCUCCUCUACGGUUCACACUACUUCUAUUCCGUAACACGUGACCACCACCUGACGCAACAACCGUCAGUGGGCAUCCGCGUGGUUGGUCGGGCUCAAGAUCGCACGAAACCAAUCAAUAAAUUUAAACCUUGAACUGCGUCACAAAGCAACUCGACAACUUACGAUAUGCUGAGUCCGUCCAAACUCUUGUGCCGUUACAUUCAGUGGUGGAACCAGGAUCCACAUGCAGCUGGAUCUUCAAUAUUGCCCUAUGAACAGGGCAUGUUCAAUCAGAAUAGGGACGGUACCUCGUAUUCAGAUAGCAGUAAGUCCAUUUCUUGUAUCUUUCAAGAUUCAUUCUUUUUUUCAUCUCCUCGUCUACAACACCUAAGCAAUAAUGUGAGUCCCUAUAAUUGAAGUAAUUCGAGUAAGUAUAAAUAAGGUAUAUGCAUCGCACAAGGUUUUAUGCAUGCAUGUUCUAUCUUGCAUUGACCCAUCCUUGUAACCGACUUGAUUUAUUUAAGCCAGCUAAGCAUCACUUAUACAGUACGCACGACCGAGGAUUAGGCAUGACCUUGGGCGUAAAGAAGCAUUAUUUUAGGUUAUUGGUGUCGGCUUUCAUGAAUGCAUUUUAACUCAUGACUUUCUUUCUAUAAGUAGAUCAGAUUUCACUUAAUCGUCUUUAUUGAACUUUUCUUCUAGUUCCUAGUGUAUCACAGUCAAAUACGUACAAAUGGCCAAAUUGCGCAACUGCCGUCAGCACACUUAGCGUAGCAUCGUCAUCUACAACUCCCAUGACUUUUAAGGACACUAGAAAUGCGGAGGGUAAGGACGAUUCUAGCAUUCAACAGGACAUAAGCUUCAAUUCUGUUACAUCCAUAUGGACAACUGGCACCGAGCACACAGCUGUCCGAUGGAGAUCAGCUCCCUCUAGACUAGGUGAGAAAAUCUCCCAGGCAACAAGUUUGGAAUAUGUCAGUCGCUUGAGCCUCACAAGUGAAGAAGACCUUCGCACUCUGGAAGCUAAUUCAACUCCCAUAACGCAUCCAUCAAAUACCGCGCAUCAUAAGGAGUCGGAAGGUGAAGUGGAUAGUGUAUCAGCAGCCGGUUCAAACAGCUCCAUUUCAUCAAUAUCGUCCUCAUCCUCAACCCCCAAACUUGAUUCGCCACAAAGGGACCUGGACCCGCGACGAUAGCAUUUACUGCGUUGAAUCCCCGUCCGACUCCACAUCCGCGAUCUCGCAGGUUGGCUCUGGGACAAUCCCAACCAGCAGCCAUGUCGCCGCUGUCACCUCCUUCACAGCCGCAGCCACCAACACCACCACUGCCGCUGUUGUCACCAAUGCGAUCAAGGAAGUCGCCACUCCCACAUUCUCCACCACCUCAUCCGUUCACGGCGCCGAUUUCACCGUCACCAAAUCUACCGCCAACGUUUCCCUGUCUGCUGGACUUGGAGUCGUGCAGACCAUCGACGCCACCACAACGGCCUCGCCCACGGCCGCGACACUCGGCCACCCCGACACUCCCAACGCCACCCAAUCCGUUCUCCGCACUGGCACACCCACCACCACUUCCAACACCACCGCCAUCAGGAUGGUUGACAUUGAAGCGGGUGGAGACAGUAGCGUCUACAGAAGACUGCACGCCUCCGUCUCCGUCUCCGACGCCGUCCCCUGCCGUCUCCCCGACUCCGUCUCAACUCCUAAAUGCACUGAUUGCGUGGCCGUCGCUGUCGCCGUCGUCGCCGAAAACCUCAACCCCAUUGACACAACCGCCGGAACCCUUGUCGACGCUGACCCCUUCCCCACAACUUUCCCUUCCACAGUCUCAAAUCCCAGAGGUGUUGAAGGGGUUGAGUCCAUUGCCAUUAUCAACCCAACCCUCCCCAUCACCAGAACUGUUGACAACGUCUACCUCGUCUCCACUAUCAUCAUCCUCAUCACCCUCCACGCUGCUGGUGCCGUUGAAGACGUUGACGGGACCGCCGCCGCCCUCAUCGCCGCCACCACCCCUAUUCAUUUCGCGUCUCUCGCCUGCCGAUGA